This is a messenger RNA of Hemiscyllium ocellatum (epaulette shark), 1683 nucleotides long. RefSeq names its product gap junction alpha-9 protein-like. The record is from RefSeq and is a predicted model, not a curated record. Gene Ontology annotation, biological process: cell communication. The coding region runs from base 1 to 1683 and encodes 560 amino acids. The transcript is spliced from 3 exons. Gene Ontology annotation, cellular component: connexin complex. Lineage: Eukaryota; Metazoa; Chordata; Chondrichthyes; Orectolobiformes; Hemiscylliidae.
AUGGGCGACUGGAAUUUGCUAGGAAGCGUUUUAGAAGAGGUGCACGUUCACUCGACCAUCCUGGGGAAGAUCUGGCUGACGAUCCUUUUCAUUUUCAGGAUGUUGGUCCUUGGAGUGGCUGCUGAAGAUGUUUGGGAUGACGAACAAGCUGAAUUCAUCUGCAACACUGAGCAACCAGGCUGCAGGAACGUCUGCUACGACAAGGCCUUUCCCGUUUCUCUCAUUAGGUACUGGGUCUUACAGAUCAUCUUCGUCUCCUCGCCGUCCUUGGUUUAUAUGGGACACGCACUCUAUCGCCUGAGAGCACUGGAGAAAGAAAGACAGCGGAAGAAAGCCCACCUUCGUACCGAACUGGAAGAAAUGGAGCUGGAGAUGGAACAGCACAGGAGGCUGGAAAAAGAAUUGAGGAAGCUGGAAGAACAGCGCAAAGUAAAUAAGGCACCUCUCCAAGGUUCACUCUUACGAACUUAUGUCUUCCAGAUCCUGACCAGAUUGGUGAUGGAGAUUGGUUUUAUGAUGGGCCAGUAUCUCCUGUACGGAUUUCGACUUGAUCCUCUCUACAAGUGUCUCCGAUCGCCCUGUCCCAAUAUUGUGGAUUGCUUCGUUUCCAGGCCAACAGAAAAGACUAUUUUCAUCGUCUUCAUGCUCAGUAUAGCUGCCUUUUCCUUGCUUUUGAAUAUACUUGAAAUCGUUCACCUAGGAAUCAGAAAAAUCAAACAGGCGCUUUACCUGGAGUCAGACCUAAGCAUGCACGAAUCGAAGAAGAACUCAGUUGUGCAGCAAGUUUGCAUUUUAGCUAACUCUUCGCCUCAUAAACCUGCUCCAAGCGCUCACGGUGGUUAUAAGCUUUUACCAGAAGAGCAGGGACAUCCUAGAAACGUCCCUAUUUUCUUGACUCCGAUGUCUCUUAGCAUGAUUAAAGGACCAAUUGAGCGGGCUGGAAGAGAAAAUUCAAUGGAUCAAUAUCAACAAGACCAAGAGCAACGCACUAGACAGCAUGAUGAUGAACAUUUUGAUGAGCAAUUGAGUCAAAUGAGGCACACUCUUCACACAUUACAAACUCAGAAUCUCUCAUUCAGUGGUGAUUGUGCCUUCAAAACAUCUCAACAGUAUGGCAUUGCUUCAAAAACCAACCAUAACAUUGAUAAUGCAUUGGAACAAACUAAGCCACCAACAUACCCAUCAUGUCAAAUGGAAAACUCAGUCCCCUUUGUUAAUGCAAUUCGUAAACAGAGCCAAGUCAGUUAUUACAAAGACUAUUUGGAAGAUCAUACUAGUAUUCAAGACUCCACUGUCAGAAAGAUCAGCUGCACUGGGUCUAAAUCAAAAAUGAUAUUGGAAAGCACAUUGGCCAGCCAACCCGAAAGUCCAGAUUCCACAAAUGUCUCUAGUUCUGAGUCAAAACAUAAAGAAGAGAGUCCACCUGUUAGACCUCCUCCACCAAGUCGCAAAAUGUCAAUGGAAACUGCUGACUAUGAAGAAAUGAAAUCCAUCUAUACAGCAGCGAUUAAAGACCCACAGCAACACUUCAAAAGAAACUGCACUUUACCAAAGAAGGCACGACUAAAUACGUUGUGCAGUAGCAGACCACGUAACUUCCAGCAGGGCUCCAUGAUACAAGAAGGCAAUCAGUCAAGAAACAUGGAGGAAAUAUGUAUUGUGAUCCAUGUGGUGAAAUGGUGA